AUGGUGCUGCAAGGCUGCAAGGUGGCGGAUUCGAUGGGCAAGGUAGUCGACAGCAUGCGCAGGCGGAAGCCAUACUUCGAGGUGCCGAUGGUUGAUCUUUGGGAGGAGGAGCAAGCAAGUGAGCGAUUGGAUGGAAUUUACGGUAGCGAUUUGAGGAAGGCUAUGACCACGGGCGUGGGACACCUGGCCAACGCAUUCCCGGAUCUACGGGAGGAUAGGAAGGCGAAGCUGAUCGGACCAAACCUUGAGGGCGUGGGUUGGUAUCCCACUGUUAAUGAGGAUUCUAGAGCUGCUGGACGUCCCAGCAAGUAUUGUCGGAGAUGCGUGCGGUCUGUUCAGGGGCAUCGUGGCGGCCAUGAUAAGUGGGCAUUGUGGUGCUUCCGCGGUAUUGGAUGA
Molecule: messenger RNA, 396 nt
Organism: Endocarpon pusillum Z07020
Lineage: Eukaryota; Fungi; Ascomycota; Eurotiomycetes; Verrucariales; Verrucariaceae
Exons: 1
Coding region: 1-396 (131 amino acids)
Source: RefSeq, a predicted model, not a curated record